AGCAUGGGUUGGAUAUAGCAAAGCAAAUCUGAUAAUGGAAAUCACAAAGUUAGUUAUGAGAGAACAACUACUCAAGUUCACUAUUUUCAUCUUGCUUCUUUUAAUCAAUGGAGUGAUUUCAAGUCCUCCACCAGAUCCAAUCAAUUGCUUAAACUCAAACCAUAACACAAACUGCACUGUCACAAACUCCAUUGGCAUGUUUCCAGAUCGAAGCAUUUGCAGAGCCAGUAAGGUUAUGUACCCAACCUCAGAAACUGAACUCAUAUCCAUAGUAGCUUUAGCUUCCAAAAAAAACAGAAAAAUGAAAGUAGCAACACGUUACUCUCACAGCAUUCCGAAACUAGUUUGUCUCGAUGAUGAAGAUGAUGGAGUUCUAAUAAGCACAAAAAACCUCAACCGCGUGUUGAAAAUCGAUGUAGAAGCCAUGACGAUGACGGUGCAAAGUGGUGUGACACUGAGAGAGAUUAUAAAUGAAGCUGCAAAAUAUGAAAUGGCAUUGCCAUAUACACCAUACUGGUGGGGUUUAACGAUUGGUGGACUCAUAGGUACCGGUGCUCAUGGAAGUACAUUGUGGAAUAAAGGAAGUGCAGUUCAUGAGCAUGUUAUACAUAUUAGAAUCGUUUCUCCUGCACAACAGAAAGAUGGUUAUGCUAAGGUUCGAAAUCUUAUCGAAUUUCAAGACGAAGAUAUUAAUGCAGCUAGAGUUUCUCUAGGAGUUCUUGGAGUUAUUUCACAGGUUACACUGAAAUUGGAACCCAUGUUCAAGAGAUCAAUUGCAUAUUUGACAAAAAGUGAUUCAAAUUUAGGGGACGAAGUGAUUAGUUUUGGAUUAAAGCAUGAAUUUGGGGAUGUAAUGUGGUAUCCAAGUCAAGAAAAAGCUGUUUAUAGAGUCGAUGAUCGUGUCUCCAUAGAUACGCCAGGAGAUGCCUUAUACGAUUUCUUGCCAUUUCGUGCUUUGCCUUCGGAAUUAUAUGACGUUAAUAGAAACAUAGAGGAGCUUCAAGAACGGCUACCCUUCGCUGAAGGGAAGUGCUGGUUUGCAAAAUUUGUAACUGGAACACUGGCUCACGCUAGUUAUGGCCUAACUAACAAUGGGUUGCCCUUUUUUGAGUAUCCUAUAGUUGGAUUCCACAAUCGCAUGCAGGCAUCAGGAGCAUGUUUGGAUAGUUGGGAAAAUCAUCUCACCUCGUGUCCAUGGGAUUGGAGAAUCAACGGAGAAUUUUAUCAUCAAACAACAUUUAGUAUUUCUUUGACCGUUGUAAGAAAUUUCAUUGAAGAUGUUCAAACUCUGGUUAGGUUGGAGCCAAAGGCGUUAUGUGGCUUAGAAUUGUACAAUGGAAUCCUUAUGCGCUAUGUUACAGCUUCCAAUGCAUAUCUGGGAAAAAUAGAGGAUAGUGUGGAUUUCGAUUUCACAUAUUAUCGAAGCAAAGAUCCAUUGACUCCUAGGCUUUAUGAAGACAUAAUUGAAGAGAUAGAACAAAUCGGGCUAUUCAAAUAUGGAGGGUUGCCUCAUUGGGGAAAAAAUAGAAACUUAGCAUUUGUGAGAGCGAUAAAAAAAUAUAAUUAUGCAGACAAGUUUUUGGAAGUUAAGAAAAAGUAUGACCCGCAAGGACUUUUCUCUAGUGAAUGGACUGACCAAAUUCUUGGACUUAAAGAAGGGGUAACGAUAUUGAAAGAUGGUUGUGCAUUAGAAGGAUUGUGUAUAUGCUCACAAGAUAUUCAUUGUGCACCAAAAAAGAAUUACUUCUGCGUGCCUGGAAGAAUCUAUAAGGAGGCAAGAGUUUGUCGACAUGUUGAAGGUCAAACUAACAAAAUAAGUGACAUGAGGGAUGAGCUCUGAUGAACUUAAUGACCUUUGAUGUUACAAGAUCUUAGUAUGUAACUCAAUAUCUAUGUUUAUUUUUAUUUCGAAUAAUAAUAUUUCAAAAAGGAAUUUCAAAUUCCUUUUGUGAAAUAAAGUACUUUAUAAUUAAAACUCUUGAUCUGAUCUUGAGUUCCUGUUUAAUUAAGUAUUUUAAGUUUAGUUUUAAAUUUGAAGUCUUUCCGAAUAAGUUGUUGUCUUGUAAUCCUUUGAAUAAAUUAAGUGUUUGUGGUUUUAA
Lathyrus oleraceus (garden pea) is the source of this 2099-nucleotide messenger RNA. RefSeq names its product L-gulonolactone oxidase 5. Gene Ontology annotation, molecular function: D-arabinono-1,4-lactone oxidase activity; FAD binding. The coding region runs from base 35 to 1840 and encodes 601 amino acids. The transcript has 4 exons. The record is from RefSeq and is a predicted model, not a curated record. Gene Ontology annotation, cellular component: membrane. NCBI's taxonomy places the organism in Eukaryota, Viridiplantae, Streptophyta, Magnoliopsida, Fabales, Fabaceae.